AUGACAGUCCUCGUCCUCGAAUCCGCUUGGCCAACUCUGGAGCUCCGCAAGGUCCUAUCAGUUCCGCGUCAAAACCUCCUUUCCCUUGCCGAGAGAAAUCCCCCGUAUCUGCCGCUCGCCUCGUGGGUUCUGACAUGCAAUACCCUCUCCGCUGUGCCCAUUCUCGAGCCGAGUGCCGUCGGACCAGUGCAUGAAUCUAGGUCUCGUGGUCUUCGCCGCAUGGAGAGCCUCUUCGACCGGGAGGAUAGUGAUUUCGCCUGGAAAGCGCGUCCAAUGUCGUCACACUUUCUUCGAAUCCACCAGAAGGAUCCGUCGGCAGGAUCUGGCCAAGUUGUCGAGCUAGAUUAUAUUCCUGUAUAUAUGCUAUAUUAA
Molecule: messenger RNA, 372 nt
Organism: Aspergillus tanneri
Lineage: Eukaryota; Fungi; Ascomycota; Eurotiomycetes; Eurotiales; Aspergillaceae
Exons: 1
Coding region: 1-372 (123 amino acids)
Source: RefSeq, a predicted model, not a curated record